AUGGGGAGGCUGUCCGUCUCGUCCCUGAAGAGGACCGACGCCGGUCUGUAUCAGUGCACAGUGAGGAACCGGAUGGGAGCGGUGAUCCACAGGAGAACAGAGGUGCAGGUGGCCUAUUUAGGCAGCUUCUCCACGGAGGAGCAGAGAAAGACUGUGACUCAGGGCCGGGCCGCCGUCAUCAGCACGCCGCCCCUCGCCUCCUUCCCCCGGCCCCUCGUCACAUGGUUCAAAGACGGACAGAAGAUUAUCCCGAACAACCGAAUAGCCAUCAGUUUGGACAAUCAGCUGGUCGUCCUGGGAAGCACGGCGCUGGACGCGGGGCGCUACCACGUGGAGGCGGUGAACGAGCUGACGGGGGAGAACGUGACGAGUGCCGCCGUGUACCUGAGCAUCUCAGAUCCUGAGUCAGAGCUUUUGGCUCCAGCGAUCGUGAUUGGACCUAAAGACACAACAGUGGUGGCCGGGAGUGAGGCUACACUGGAGUGCAUUGCUAACGCCAGGUAA
Messenger RNA from Pleuronectes platessa (European plaice), 504 nucleotides. RefSeq names its product protein sidekick-1-like. Gene Ontology annotation, biological process: dendrite self-avoidance; axon guidance; homophilic cell-cell adhesion. The record is from RefSeq and is a predicted model, not a curated record. The transcript has 5 exons. Gene Ontology annotation, cellular component: axon; plasma membrane. NCBI's taxonomy places the organism in Eukaryota, Metazoa, Chordata, Actinopteri, Pleuronectiformes, Pleuronectidae. Gene Ontology annotation, molecular function: cell-cell adhesion mediator activity. The coding region runs from base 1 to 504 and encodes 167 amino acids.